CUAUUCAUCUUACGUCCUUUUUGCUCUGGCACGGUGGUGGCCAUGGAUUCCGACGACCACCCGCCUGAGUUCAUCAUCCACGUCGUCGACGACCUCGCUCCGCCGCCGCCGCCGCCGCCGCGAGCGCAGCCGGCCCUCGUCCCUCCUCGCAUCCUGCCGCUCCCGCCGCCGGCGUUUCACGGGGCAGCAGUCCAACGACGACGACCUCGGCCUCCUCCAAGGGACGAGGCCACCAAUAAUCGCACCCUCCUUUUCGUAUUUCAGGUCUGCAUGUUCACCAUGAUGGUAAUCAAUUUGAGCAUAGCGAUCUAUCUCACGGUGCACCCUUCUCCUGAGGAAAGUAUUGCUGAUGAAAGGUCAGGCGUGCGGAUGACAUGUGUGUUUAUUAUAAGGUACGGAGACAAGUGCUUAUGCAUCGAUGAAAAGGAACAUGACCUUGAUCCCUUGCUUAUUCCUACUAUUAGUUAAUUAAUUAAUUGUCGUUUCAGCGACGAAUAUGACUAUUGUAGAUGACCUGAGAUAUGUAACUAUUUCUUUUUGCAAGGAUAAUCAUUUUUUAUCUUGUUAUUCUAAAACAAGUUUACUUUUAAGUAAUAAUUAUUGGUAUUUCUUUCGGGGGUC
This is a messenger RNA of Oryza sativa Japonica Group (Japanese rice), 621 nucleotides long. Lineage: Eukaryota; Viridiplantae; Streptophyta; Magnoliopsida; Poales; Poaceae. The record is from RefSeq and is a predicted model, not a curated record.